UAAUUUUAUGCAUUUAUUUUGAAACUAAUUUCAUUGCAAUUGCAAAAUAAUAUACUAAUAAAAACACAAAGUUUUAUAUAAAAUACUAGACAAAUUCGAGUUGAAAACAAUAAAAAAUAAUAUCACAAUGUUAGGGAUAUUUGACAUGGAAUUUUUUUGCCAAUAAGUAUGUCAUAUAUGUUACUGCUAUAAUCAUUGAUUUUCCUAAUAUAAAUUUGAAAUUUAUAACAUUCGUACUAAAUACAUUCUAUAUUUUCAUGAUAAUGACAGUUAGUCAGGAAGGAUUUAAAUACGUCAUACAAAAACAAGAGCGGCAAAAGAUAUGUUUUGGAUCAGGAUGUCCCCGCGAUACUUCAAAAAAAAAUAUGACUCCAUUUAUGAGAUAUUAUACAUUAGAAGAUCAUCCAAGUGUAACACCUAAUUCAUAUGAUGUUUUAAAAUCAUUUAAAACAAUUAUAACUAAGCCUUGUUCUCAUAGUAUUAGUAAGAGAGGUUACAGUGGCAUUGCUAGAUUUGGUAAAAAAGUUGAAGUGAAAGAUAUUUAUCCAUCGCCAUUAGAUUACAAUACUUCUAUAUUUCCUAAACUAAUACAUAAAUCAAAGUAUCCAUUUGAUUCUAGCAGCAAAAGACAGACUUUUGUCGACAAUACAACUCCAGGCCCAGGAAUGUAUGUUAGUAUUAAAAGAAAAGGUCCUACAUUAAAACACAGUUUUGGUGGUAGUGUAAAAAUGAAUCUUGGAGUAAAUCUUAAAUGUUGUAAUCGAAACACAGAUAUUUGCAAGAUAUGUGGGACAAAACCACUUGGUGAUUAUUGGCAUUUAAAAAAUGAAAUAUUUUUAUGUAGGCCAUGUAUGAUUAAAGAAUAUGAGAAGGAAACAAAGUUUAAACAAAAAGAAUUAGAACAAUUUCGUAAAAUACGAGAUUGUUCAAUUAUGCAUCAACAUGAAACUACAACUGCAAAAAUAUGGUUGAUGCAUCCUAGACGAGCUGUACAAUGGAUACACAAAGAAGCUUAUCUUUCUACUUACUUCAAUGAAUAAUUUGAUUUAUACUCUAUAUAGUUUGUAUUAAUAUAAAAUUUUCUAUUUUAAAAAUUUAACAAAACAGGUGAGGUGUAAUUUUAAUAUCUACUUCUGUUAUGUUCUAUGAACAAAUAAUUAUUUAUUAAAAAAUUUUAUAUUUAUUUGACAUGUUAUGGAUUUAAUUAAUAAUUUAUUUAAAAAAUUUCUUUUUAUUUGUGUACACAAAAAAAGUAUAUGAAAAAUAGUUAAAUUAUGUAUUUAUAUAAAAACACAUUAAAAACAUAUUCUGAAUAAUAUUAUUGAUUUAAUUAAUAAUGGAUUCUUUAUAAUGUAUUUCCAUAGUGAUAUUAUUAUUAUGUAUGUGUGAUAAUAAUUUUAUAUAAAUAUCACUUUUUUUAAUAAAAAGGUUAGUAUUCUGUAUUAUCUUUGUAUUAAUGUAUCUAAAUAAGAUAUUUUAAACGUCAAAUAUUAUACUGUAAAGCGAUAGAAUUUUAUUUUUAUAUCUAUUGGGUUGGCAAUUAAGUGAUUACGGAUUUUGUCAUUAGAUGGUAAUGGUAAAAUCCGUAAUCACUUAGUUGUCAAUCCAAUAUUUACUGUAUGCAAUAAGAAAAAUAUGUAUAAUGUAGUCAAGAUAUAUAUUUAUAAGUGUAAAUUAUGAUUAUGAUUAUAGAUGUGUGUGUAAUAAAUUUAUUACAUAUUA
This is a messenger RNA of Bombus huntii, 1722 nucleotides long. RefSeq lists its product as uncharacterized. The coding region runs from base 258 to 1040 and encodes 260 amino acids. The transcript is spliced from 5 exons. NCBI's taxonomy places the organism in Eukaryota, Metazoa, Arthropoda, Insecta, Hymenoptera, Apidae. The record is from RefSeq and is a predicted model, not a curated record. Gene Ontology annotation, biological process: regulation of cell projection organization. Gene Ontology annotation, cellular component: ciliary basal body. Gene Ontology annotation, molecular function: cytoskeletal protein binding.